Molecule: messenger RNA, 507 nt
Organism: Hippoglossus stenolepis (Pacific halibut)
Lineage: Eukaryota; Metazoa; Chordata; Actinopteri; Pleuronectiformes; Pleuronectidae
Product: homeobox-containing protein 1-like
Exons: 3
Coding region: 59-379 (106 amino acids)
Cellular component (GO): nucleus
Molecular function (GO): double-stranded telomeric DNA binding
Source: RefSeq, a predicted model, not a curated record
UGGCUUCCGUCUUCGGCGAGGGAGCAGAUUCACCUGGAGGAAGGAGUGUCUGGCUGUCAUGGAGAGCUACUUCAGUGAUAACCAGUACCCUGACGAAGCGAAGAGGGAGGACAUCGCCACUGCCUGCAACGCCGUCAUUCAUAAACCAGGAAAGAAGCUGACUGAUCUGGAGAGGGUCACAUCUCUGAAGGUCUACAACUGGUUUGCCAACAGACGCAAAGACAUCAAGAGGCGCGCCAACAUUGGUAAUGUCUACUUGUGUUUGUGUGGUGACUGUAGUUAUAAUCAGUGUGACUUUAGAACUCAGCAUGACGAAGGUACUUGGAAACGUAAUGCAUGUUAUCUUUCAUGCUGGGCUGAGGUUUCAGAUAGUCUCUAAAUAAAUCAAUAAACGCACAACUCACAUCUUUGUUAACCAACCUGUUGACUGUUGACCUACACCUGCUUGAAACAACACAACACGAUACAGCUGUAGAAUCUCACACACAUCUGGGUAUCAGUGACAAA